GUGAAGGAAUCUGAGAGGAUUUCUGCGCAGUGACCGCCGCCAUCAUGUUCCGCACUAUGAUAACCCACGCCAGGAAGCACCCGAGUUUGAUUCCUUUAUUUGUCUUUGUCGGCUUCGGGGGUGUGGGCUCUAUCCUUUAUGCUCUGAGGGUCACCACUCGUAGCCCUGAAAUCAGCUGGGACAGGAAGAAUAACCCCAACCCCUGGAACAGCAAAAGCCCCAACUACCAGUACAAGUUUUACAAUGAAACCAUUGAUUACAAGAACUUGAAGAAGGAAGGACCUGAUUUCUAAGUACAUAUCCCUCACACAAACGCCACCUUUGCUGGAAUUUCUCUUUUUUUUUUACAAUUGAAAUCAAUCCGGGGAAUGCUAAUUUUCAUUCCUGCUAUUUAAUAAUCCAAUAAGUUGUGUUUAUUGAGUUACCCCAGCUCUGCCUGUUUAUUAAUGUUCAUUAGCUGGGCCUAAUGCAAUUAAACUAGAGUAAACCUUG
Messenger RNA from Xenopus laevis (African clawed frog), 492 nucleotides. It is a transcript of the gene coxfa4.S, whose product is annotated as NDUFA4, mitochondrial complex associated S homeolog. Gene Ontology annotation, cellular component: mitochondrial inner membrane. The record is from RefSeq and is marked provisional. Lineage: Eukaryota; Metazoa; Chordata; Amphibia; Anura; Pipidae.